UACGGUGAACCAUCACAAUAAUAUUUAGGUAAAAUAUUAUUAAAAAUAAUUAUACCAUUCGUUGGUUAUCAUAGCGAACGGUGUAGGUUUAUGUGAUUGAUAAUUGUGUCAAAUUUGAACAAAUUUAAAGUUAGUUAUAUUUUAUUUUGCAGUAAUAAAAAUCAUUUUUUUAGAAAUCGGUGCGUCUGUCCAUCGUGUACCGUCGUCGGGUUUCGAUUGUCCAAUGUCGAUGAACGUCGGCCAGUCGAAAAUCGCGUGACUCGCCGCAAACGCCGCCGUUGUACAUGUCCACGGCCGCCGUCGUCGUCGUCGCCGCCGCCGUUUUUCCCCCUGUCCGGUCGUGUCGCGUCGCGUUCGCCGCAGCCGCCGACGUUUUCACGUGUUAAUGGCCUGAUCGCACCGGCGGUCCGUCCGAGGGAAAAUGGGACAAAAAGUCACUACACUGGGCGACGCGGUUUCCUGGAAAAAUUCCGCCGACCCUUCCAAGGCGAACGCGGACGCGCCCGUCGACGGGUCGACGCCUGGCGCUGGCGUCCCGUCGACGUCCGCUGCUACCGUAGGUCUGGCCGGUGGUCCACAACAAGAAAUGCUGCCGUCUACGUCUGCGAACGCGCGACGGUUCGAUGACGGUGACCACACGUACGCGUGCAACGGCGACGGGCACGGUUGGGAUGUGGCCGAGCAGUGGGCCGAAGACAGCGCGAGACCACACGAUACUUGUACGGCGCCCGAAAUUUCCAAACCCAGCUCGGCUCAGCCAUCCAAGAGUAUCGUGAGUGCAAAAAAACUCAACCACUGGGUGCUUCGUUUCAAUUGUUCUCGGUUGAAAUCUCGCAACUCGAAAUGUUGCAACGCCCCCGACAGCAUACCCGAGUCGAAUGUCGAGUGUGAAACGUGCGUGUGUACUCGUUAUAGGCGCACCGAAGACCAUCAUCUGGGCGCCGGCGUAGUUUUCGACGCCUUGGCGCCGCCGCAUCCGAACGACCAAGUCGAAGAGAGAGAAGUGGAAACCACAGUCGCCGCCGAAGCUGAACCGUUCAUGGAAAGCGCUCCCAACAGCCUGGAAAUGGCUUUACCUUCUUUUGAAGACUCGGCCAUCGAAUUGCAAUGCGACGGUAAUAGCGAAGAAUACAUGAACGAAGAUUUCGAGGACCGAGCGUACAAAGAACGAGCCAAAGAAAUCCAAGAAGGCAUCGAACCUCCCCCCGGCUUCCGGCCCGGAUUGCACAUUCAACUGCUGCAGUUCAGUUUGCCCAAAAUGACUAUGGACAAUUUGACGUCACUAUUCCAAAGAGCCGCGCUGACGGCUCUGAACGCACCGACCGAUAUGAACAAUAGUCACAGGAUACACACGUCCAUUGACUAUAUUCAUUAUUUAGUUCCUGAUUUGCUUCAAAUCACAAUGUGUUCGUUUUAUUGGGGGAAAAUGGACAGGUACGAAGCAGAAAAACUCUUGGAGAACAGACCCGAAGGUACGUUUUUGCUCAGAGAUUCAGCUCAAGAAGAGUACUUAUUUUCCGUAAGCUUCAGAAAGUACGGCCGCUCGUUACACGCCAGAAUCGAACAGUGGAACCACCUGUUCAGUUUCGACUCAAGAGAUCCCGGCGUGUUCGCUUCCUCGACUGUUUGCGGCCUGAUCGAGCACUACAAGGAUCCCACUUGUUGUAUGUUUUUCGAGCCGAUGUUGACCAUACCGUUGCACAGGAACUUCACGUUUUCGUUGCAGCACAUGUGUCGCGCUAGCAUAUGUAGUCAGAUUACAUACGACGACGUCAACCAGUUAAAACUUCCGAAAAUGCUUAAAUCGUACUUAAAAGAAUACCAUUACAAACAGCGAGUUAGGGUACGCAUAUUUGAUUCAGAACAAUAAGAGCAAAUUCACAAGACUUCUUACGAUUCAAUCGACUAUAACUUAUAAUUGUUUUUUCCCCUUCAAGUUUCUCACGUACUCGAAGAAUAAAUUUCGUUCAAUUUAAUCAUUAAUUAAAUUACCUAUUUCUUAUCGUCCCAUUCAUUCUAUCGAAAAAAAUCAUUCCUCACAUUACUGCACGACGCUAUUUUUGCUCGAUUGUUUAUUUAAAUUUAGUUGCACGUUAACUACCAAAAACUGUGUUAAACAUAAAAUAUCUUUGUAACUUUAAAAACAAUGUUGUCUACCUAUAUUAUAUUGUGUAUAAGUAUUCUAUGUUGUUGUAGAAUAUAUAUUUAUAUAAUUUUUUUUUUCAAACCAAUUUUCUUUUUCAACAAGAGUAAUCUUUUACUUUUUGUCGCCUUGUUAAUGCAAUAUUAACUCUAGUUAAUAUGAUUAUUUUAAUUAAUAGGAAAAACGUAACCUAUUUAUUUGUUUAUUUAUUGUUAUUGUAUAGAAAUUUUCUAUUUGAAAAAAAAAACGAUUAAUAUGCUUAUUUAAAAAUUGUUUAAACGUUUUUUUUUUUUUUUAUGUAUAUACCUUGUUUAAAUACACACAAAUAUCUAUGCAACGACCUUAUUACAAGAAUGCACAAAAAUGAACGUGUUGAUCAUUUUUGUAAAUAAAAAUUGUACAUAAAACAUAUUUCAUUGGAUCUAAAUUUUUUAAAUAUUGAUAAUAGUUAAAAAUUUUAGUAAAAAAAAAACUGAUACUAUAUUAUGCUACUUUUGGUGAUAAUCAUAUGUGAAUAUUUAUGGACGUAUAACAAUGUUUGACUUUUUAUCUACAAUUGAAUUUGACGAUCGACCUAGAUUUUUUUCCCAUUAAGAUUUAUGUUUACAGACUAAUUUUUUUCUCGAUAAUUUUGUUUUUACGGAUAAUAUUAUUUGUUACUAAUCCUUUUUUUUAAAUUUUUUUUUUUUACAUGUAUGUCAGUCAACCUAGUACUUGAGAUAGCAUUUAUUUAAGUUUUAAGAUCGUGUGUUAUUAUUAUACUUAAAUUAUUAUUUUUUUUCCUUUAUACAAACAAUACAUACAUCGUUAAACGCCACAAUCGUUAUGUACAUGACGCGGCUUUAGCGUAAAUCAUUAAUGUUGUUAUCACUAGGUUAGUUAUUAAUUUUUAUAAUUUAAUAUUGUUAUAAUAAUAUUAAUAUAUUGAUAGUAUUUUAUACCCGUUACGAAACGUAGGUAUGAAAAAGACUUAGAAAACCAAGUUGGCAAAAUAGAAUAAUUUAGUCUAAAUUUAUUUCAUUUUUUUCAUCAUGUUAGACAAAUUGUUCGUAGCGAUAAUAAUUUUUUUUUUUUUUCUUUCGAAACAAUUGUAACCAAAAAAUUAUAUUGAAAUUUCCAAAAGCAAAAGUUUUUAACUCUACGAAAUGACAUUUUUUUUUUCCUUGUACAUUUAUUUUAUAAUAUUUUCAUUAGGUAUCUUUAUAAUGUCUAUUUAAUGCUUAAUUAGUAUAUAGUUAUAAUGUUUGAUGGUACGGUUAAAUAAUAAUUUUUUGUGAUAUUUA
Adelges cooleyi (spruce gall adelgid) is the source of this 3426-nucleotide messenger RNA. RefSeq names its product suppressor of cytokine signaling 5-like. Gene Ontology annotation, cellular component: phosphatidylinositol 3-kinase complex. The record is from RefSeq and is a predicted model, not a curated record. Lineage: Eukaryota; Metazoa; Arthropoda; Insecta; Hemiptera; Adelgidae. Gene Ontology annotation, molecular function: 1-phosphatidylinositol-3-kinase regulator activity. Gene Ontology annotation, biological process: phosphatidylinositol phosphate biosynthetic process; intracellular signal transduction. The transcript has a single exon. Bases 422 to 1870 code for a protein of 482 amino acids.